ACCCCUUUUUCCUUAUAGAGAGGCAGAAAGUCACAUGAGUUGAAUUCCUGGAUUAUAAGUGAAGGGUCGGAGAGGAGAAGCUUCUGGUUAGCAGGAUCCAGCCUCCAGCCUGAGGGAAGAAGGUGAAGGGGGAGGGCAGGGGAACUGAGAGCAGCUGGGGAUUGAGCAGAGAGCAACACCUCAAGCUGCAGGGAGUGAGGAGAGAGGCACAGGCAGAGAUAGAGAGAGAGAGAGAGAGCAGCCCGGCACAGGCCGGCUCUGUGUCCCAGGCUCGGAGCUCAGGAAGCCCCCACCACCCCCGGGAGCGAGCAGACAGCGCGGCCGGGACAAAGCAACACCAUGAUCGGUACCAGAUCCAGGGGCUCGCAGCUGCCGGAGUCGGAUGCCAACAAACUCGCUCUGAAAGCCUUCAGGAAAGUCGGGUUGCAGGAUGACGAAGACGUGAAAUUCAUGUUAAAAGGCAGCAAGUUAAAAAAAGUCAAGUCCGGUACGUGGAAGAAGAAUCGACGAUUGAAACUGCAGGAGGAUGGUCUGUCCAUUUGGUGUGAGUCCAGGAAUAAAGCACCCACCUUCUCGGUGAUGGAUAUCCGGGACAUCCAAGAGGGCCAUCGCUCAGAGGUGAUGAAGAAACAUGGCAGCAGCUUCUCAGAGAAACGGUGCUUCACCAUCAUGUUCACCAGCAGCCGUACAAACCUGGACCUGGUGGCUGAGUCGGAGGAAGAAGGAAGGCGAUGGGUUCAAGGCCUGAAAAAACUCAUCAGUCGAGUGGAAACCAUGAGCCAGCGAGAGAAAAUUGAACACUUGAUCCAUCAGCAUCUGGAAAAGGCUGACAAAAACAAUGAUAACAAGAUCAGCUUCAAGGAGGUGAAAAAUCUACUCAAGAUGAUCAAUCUCAAAGUCGAUGAUGAUUAUGUCAACUUCCUCUUCCAGCAAUGUGAUAAAUCCAGAACAAAUACUUUGGAGGAGCACGAGAUCGAGGAGUUCUGCAAUCUCCUGAUGCAAAGACCGGAGUUGGAGGAGAUCUUUCAGCAUUUCUCAGGACACGGACAGUGGCUGACUGUUGGGGAGCUGGAAAAUUUCUUGAAGGAACAGAAGGAGGUGUCAGUAGCAGAAACCUGUUUAAGCAUCAUGCAGAAAUACGGACUUCAUGAUAAUGCCAAACAGGACCAGCUCUUGACCCAGGAUGGCUUCAUGAUGUACCUGCUUUCUCCUGAUGGGGAUAUGUUUAACUCGGACCAUGACAAAGUUUACCAGGACAUGACCCAACCACUCAGUCACUACUUCAUUUCAACAUCCCAUAACACCUAUCUGAUGGAGGACCAGCUGGGAGGACCAAGCAGUACUGAGGCGUACAUUAGAGCGCUCCUGAGAGGCUGCCGCUGUGUGGAGCUGGAUUGCUGGGAAGGACCAAAUGAGGAGCCAAUCAUCUACCACGGAUACACACUCACCUCAAAGAUCCUCUUCAAAGACGUCAUCCGAACCAUCCGGGAUUAUGCCUUCACGGUCUCUCUGUAUCCCGUCAUACUGUCCCUGGAGAAUCACUGUGGAGUGGAACAGCAGACAGUCAUGGCCCGGCAUUUAAAGGAAAUUCUCGGGGAAAUGCUGAUCACUGCCCCACUCGAUGGCAAGGUCCUGAGUGAACUUCCGUCACCCGAGAGACUGAAGAGGAAGAUUCUAAUAAAGGGGAAGAAACUGCAGAACGCUGGGUCCACGCCGGAACAGUUGGAAGAAAUCGCAGAUGAAUAUGAUGAAGAGAAUGUGAAAAAUGAUAAGAAAAGCAAAAAGAAACUGACCAGUGAGCUUUCGGACUUGGUGAUUUACUGCCAAAGCACUCACUUCCAGAGCUUAGAGCAGACUUGGAGCAAGCAAGCAGCCCACGAAACAUCCUCAUUCUCUGAAACCAAGGCCAAGAAACUGAUUGCUGAGAAUGGGCCCAGUUUUGUCCUUCACAACACAUUACAGCUGUCCAAGGUUUAUCCAUUGGGUUCGAGGAUACAUUCUUCCAACUUCAAUCCUCAGGAGAUGUGGAAUGGAGGCUGUCAGCUUGGUAAGAGGCUCUUGCAUUUGCCCAGGUCAUUCACCUGUAUUGUAGAAUCUCAGAACAGUUACAGUACUGAAGGAAGUCUUUUGGCCCAUUUUCUCUGUGCUUGGUCCUCUCUCGCCAUCACUCUCUCGCCAUCACUCUCUCGCCAUCACUCUCUCGCCAUCACUCUCUCGCCAUCACUCUCUCGCCAUCACUCUCUCGCCAUCACUCUCUCGCCAUCACUCUCUCGCCAUCACUCUCUCGCCAUCACUCUCUCGCCAUCACUCUCUCGCCAUCACUCUCUCGCCAUCACUCUCUCGCCAUCACUCUCUCGCCAUCACUCUCUCGCCAUCACUCUCUCGCCAUCACUCUCUCGCCAUCACUCUCUCGCCAUCACUCUCUCGCCAUCACUCUCUCGCCAUCACUCUCUCGCCAUCACUCUCUCGCCAUCACUCUCUCGCCAUCACUCUCUCGCCAUCACUCUCUCGCCAUCACUCUCUCGCCAUCACUCUCUCGCCAUCACUCUCUCGCCAUCACUCUCUCGCCAUCACUCUCUCGCCAUCACCUGUCCCUGCUUUUAUCUCAUCGUUACAAUUUCUUUCCCUUCAGGUACUUGUCCAGUUUCCUUUGGAAGGCUGCAUUAG
Molecule: messenger RNA, 2667 nt
Organism: Chiloscyllium plagiosum (whitespotted bambooshark)
Lineage: Eukaryota; Metazoa; Chordata; Chondrichthyes; Orectolobiformes; Hemiscylliidae
Source: RefSeq, a predicted model, not a curated record